AAUUAUAAUGCUAUUACUCCCAAUAUUCUUAUAUAAUUAUAUAUUAUAUGCUAAUUAUCGUAGCAAUGUUCCUAGUGUAAUAAAUUCUUGUGCAAUAAUCGGAUCAACUGCCCAAGUAACCGCUUCACGCAAAUGCAACCCUCGGUUGUGCUAGUAUUUUUGACAUUUGUCAUAUUUUCUUCAUUCGUCACUCACACUGCGAACGACGCGGAUUUGCGAGCGAACGAUAAAGAAAAGUAUUUGGCAACUGCUUUCUAAUAAUUUUUUCAUAUAUUUUCUGUGAGUGAUCAAAAUUUCUAAUACAAUUUGCAACAAAAUUUCGUCAAAGUUCACAUGAGUUGAAGUGCAAAAACUCAAGGAAGCAGUUGUGGAAGUCGCAGUCGAAGAAAAAUGUGUGUGUGCCAAUGGCUAAAAGAGGAGUAGUAACAAGGAAGAAGAGAUGUGAAGAAUUGAAUAAUUGUGUUUAUAUGUGUGUGCGGGGAGAGCAAGGGGUCAAAUGUGUCGAGUAUCGAAUGAAGCCAGAGAAUGUCAAAUGCAGAUAGAAAGUGAUAAUUGUAAAUAUAGAGAAUGAGGUUACAACUUUUAUAGAUUCACAUCAUCAAGUUACGCACUGCCAUUACUACUAGACAUCUUAGCGGUAUAAAAAAUAUAGCGUAAUCGUUUAGUCCUGCAACAAAUACAAAAGCAGAUCGUGACAUUAGCACAGUCUGCGUCCACAAUAAAAUUAAAAUAAAUAUUAACUACUAUAAAUAUAUAUAUAAGGUCCUGCAAUCCACAUUGGGUAGCAUUGUUGUUAUAAAAGAAAAAAAUUAAACGCAACGAGUGAAGAAUACAAAAUUUCAGUUUGUCUAAAUAUUUUUGAGGGUAAAACGCAUAAAGUUACACCAAGCACAAUAAUGUCAAAUAACUAUCAGCACCAUAACAGUUACCGCGGUUCAAGCACAUCACAACAGAUGAAUGGACUACGGCCACAUCACCUACAAAACGGUGAUUGUGGCGAGGAUGGUGAUUGCUAUCGCCGCGGUGGUGGCUCAAAUCGUCUCACAAAUGGCUAUAGUGUGAAGCCAUUGGACAAUGUGGCGGUGCCUGACAUGUGUAUAUUUUGUUUUGAGGUGCUUGACUGUGAGCUGAACAAUAUAGAAGCGCCUGGUACACCCAAAUUCACAAAUGAUGCUUACCCAUUAUUUGUAACUUGGAAAACAGGGCGUGAUAAGCGAUUACGCGGUUGUAUUGGUACAUUCAGUGCCAUGCAUUUGCACAAUGGACUUCGUGAAUAUGCAUUAACGAGUGCUUUAAAAGAUUCGCGCUUUGCGCCCAUCGCGAGGGAAGAGUUACCCAAAUUGACUGUGUCUGUAUCGAUUUUACAAAAUUUCGAAGAGGCUCACGGGUAUCUCGAUUGGACAUUAGGCGUACAUGGCAUACGUAUUGAAUUUUUGAAUGAACGUGGUUACAAGAGGACUGCUACUUAUUUGCCACAAGUGGCUACUGAACAAGGUUGGGAUCAAACCCAAACCAUAGACUCUCUACUCAGGAAGGGGGGCUACCGUGCAGCAAUCACCCCGGAAACUCGAAAAUCAAUCAAGUUGACACGUUAUCGCUCACAAGAAAUUCAAAUGAAUUAUAAAGAGUAUCGUGAAGUGUUGGAACGUCGGGCGCAAUAUGGCAAAGUACAAUGCUAACAAACACCGAAAAUGCGUUUCAAACAACACCAACAAAUCUUAAUGCAGCAACAGAAACAAUUUCAGUUACAACACAAACAGACUAAAAACAUAAUGAAGUUGUCAAAACAAAACUUUCAAAAUCCGCAUCAACGCAAGGAAUACGUUGGUGUACAACAACAACAAUUACCGACUAUACCACAUAAUAGAUAUUAUCAUUAUUAUAAUUCUUAUUAUCUAUAGUUUAUAGCUAUACAAAAAACAACGCGCCGCGCCAAUGCUAACUACAAAAGAAAAAAAAACAUUAACAAAAAUCAUAAAGACGGCAGUAAUAAACGCGUUUUCCAAAACAAUAAUAAUUUUCUGAUAAAAAACAUAUAUAAAUAACCGUAAUGGUACAUAUUUAUGUAUAUGUAAAGUUCAAAUAAUCAAAAAAUCAAAUUAUAAUGCUAAUUAAAUUACUAAAAUUUUAUUCAUUUUACUUUCAAGGCGGAUGGUAAUAUAUUCUACACGCCGACGUGCUUCUUAAUACAAAUAUGUACAACACAUACAUACAUGUAAACAGUAAAUGAAUUUUAAUUUGCAAUAAAGCUAAAUAAAACAUAUAUAUUAUAUAACUAAUUCUUGCAAUAUACAUGAAGUACGUACAGCAAUUCGGACUUUUAGAAACUAACGGAAAAAGCAAUUAUUUUGUCCCUACAGUAAAAAUAAAAGAAAUAAUUGUUGCGUACAAACGUUUGUGAAACGACGAACAAGAAGAAAUGGUGUUUUCAGUAAUAUUUUAAAUUGAGAGUACACAUAUAUAAACUAACAGUACUUUGUCAAUAUAUUUAUAUUUAUAUUUCGAGAUUUCGUUAAGUUGCAAUUUAUUUACUGUUCUGCAAUACAAAACAAAAAAAACAAUUUAUUUGCAAUAUUAGUGCACCUUAUUUUUACUAAUCAAUUAUUUAGCAUUCGAUAAUUUUGGUUAUGAGAAUAGUGUUUUAUUAUUCGAAAUUUUAUAAUAUUAAAUAUUUGGAAGCAACCUUCCAAAACGAGAUUGCUUUCGAUGAGUUGUUGUUAUCUUUAAGACAGCAUUUAAGUGACAUUUUUGCUCUUAAUCAAUCCUAAAAUUUAGUGGAAUUAAUGUUGUAAGCAAUUUUUAGGAAAUAAAAGAAUAAUUAAAAAGUCGGCAAAGAGUUUUAUUGAAUAUGAGGUGUAUGCAGUGUCUGUAUUAUAUUAUCGGAUUCAUGUGUGUAUAUGUAUAAAAUACAGAGCAAAAUGCUUUUUCCUGGACAAAACUAAAUAAAUUGCAUUGCUUCUGGUAAAUAAUCGGCCUUUUUAUCCUGAUUUUAAAUGCUUUGAAAGUGGUUUGUAAAAUUGCCCCACAUCUGAUAAAUUUUCGGUCCUCAGGUAAACGUGCUCUUAUGAAAUGGAUUAGGAUUUAUAUCCGUUAAUGUGGGGUCUCUAAAACGGCAUAAUCCGAAACAAUUGGGUUAAAUUCUUUGGUGCUACAUCAUCUCCUGCUGGCGUAUACAUUUUCUAAGUUAUAUAUAGUCCAAAUUUUAUGAAAAAAACCUCGUUCGUAUGGAAAUUCUAUGAUAAAAACUUACUCAAUUGAAGACUACUAAAGAAAUUAAGCAGCUAAAUUAUUUAUAUUUCUAUAAAAUACUUUAUCACAUGGUUUUCAUAUAAUUUCAGAGUAUUAAAUAUAAGCAAAAUUUUCACUUCACUUUAAAAUAAUUUACAUUUUUAAAUUAAUUUUCAAUACAAAAAGGGAAAUGCACUAUAAAUCUGCGCAUUUCCUUUUCUCGCCAUUUUCACAAUGGUCGGCUGAACAUGGCGGAUGUGCUAUUUCGUUAUGCCAAUACGAAACGGAAGUGCACAGAAACAAUGUAGCGAAUCCAUGUCUACAACAUUAAUGAAGAAAUAAUUCGUAAAUUAACCAAAUGUUUCCUCCGUAAAUUGAAAAAUUUCAAGCAAAAUAAAAACAAAAAAGUAAUACAAAAAGCACGAACCGCAUACAAAAUUUAAAAGCAAAUGUCAAAGUUAGUGAAAACGUGAAGUACGACUAGUAAAAAGAAGUUAUUCUAUAUUCAGCAACAAAACUCAAAGCAGAAAAACAGACGGUCAGCAAAUUAACGAAAUAACUAGCAGUGGAGCAGCAACAAAAACGAAGGCGACGGUGGUGUAAGAGGCAACAGCACAUCAGCGGUGUCAAUGAUAGCUCAUAAGAGGGCACUCAUAAUCAUUAAAUUGGCAAAUUGUUUUCGGCAAGAAAUAGGUUAUUUUAAAGCGUUCAAAAAUUUACGGCUUUUCUGUAAUUGUCGAUAAAGCCAUCUAAGUUUGAUAUUGCUGACAAAAGCUGUCGCUUGCAAUUUCAUUUUGUUGCAGUCAAAAAAACUGAUCAAGAACACAUAAAAAACGCACACAUUUCAUCUUACUAAAUAAAGGAGACAAGACGCACGUCACCACCAAACUCACACCAUUUGUAUUUAUAACGUACACAAAGGUUAGUUACUUUCCUUUGUUUGAUGUCAAUGCGCACUCUAUUGGAAUCUGAGUAAUCUGUAAACAACGCCGGUUAGCGACUCUGUGCCCACUCUUCUAAACAGGUCAAUAUCCUCACCAACAAAGUCUUUUGCCGCAGCGUGUUUAAUGCUAGUUUUCUAAAGAACUUGACUGCUGAUUGUCCAAAACACACGCGUUUGCUGUGGUUCGCAAAGUGAUUAUAAAUGGACUAAGUAAACAUUUCUAAUGACGCACUGGAGGCGUUAAAAUCCUUUUCGAUAUUCACAAUAUAAAUUUCUAUCGCACAAAUCGCCAGUCGUAUAUAUAUAUCUUGUUUCAUACGAAAAUUAAACUGCUCACCAUUACACCAAUUCGAGAAGAACGAAAGUGAAACCCAACGAAUGGGCGCUAAGGCAAGUACACCGACAGCCAGCGGCCAAAGCCCACGUUCGCGUACCUUUUCCAGCAGCUCAACUGGAACGGACGCUGCACAAGUCGCCAGCAAUAGCAGCGCAGAUGGUGGUCAAGGCUUUAACUUAUUGCGUACAUUACCCAGCCUACAGGUGCAACAUCAUGUCCAGAGUUCAAGCAUCGAUCGACAGCGUGCACGUAGUUUGAGCUCAGUGCCGGAUAUUCACAAUCAACAACAUGGCAACUCACAUGCAGCCUGUGUCGCUGGUGGACCGCAUACGCAUCCAGCGGUCGGUACAACGCCAAGUAGUAAUGCAUUUGGUGUAACCUCACAAGCACAUUCUUCAGUUGCCACCAAUUAUUUGCAACAUCCGCAUUAUCCGCUUGGUGGUGAUGUUAUGGGUUCGGGUAGUAUUCGUGUCAGUGUGCCGGUCAGUAGUAGCUCAUUUCACGACAACACACUGAUGCUGAAUGGCGGUAACGGUAGCGGUAAUAGCGGCCGUGGCAUGGUCAGCGCACCACAUUCUCAUACACUCAACUUUGAAGAUCUACAGGAUGUUUCUGCAACGGGCACAAAUUUUGUGGAGAGCAUUGCAUUGGCGGCAUCCUCAUCUAGUGGCGCGAGCGGUAUUGGUCGCGUCUACACAGCUACAUCGCUACCAUCGCACAUUUGGUCAUUUAAUGGUAUUAAGUGUCCAGUAUGUAACAAAUUUGUGUUGCCCGACGAUAUUGAAUGCCAUUUAGUUAUGUGCCUCACCAAGCCGCGACUGUCAUACAAUGAGGAUGUUUUAUCCGAUGCCAAAGGCGAAUGUGUAAUUUGCUUAGAAGAUUUGAAUCCCGGUGAUAUUAUUGCACGAUUGCCGUGCUUAUGUAUUUAUCAUAAAGGCUGCAUCGAUCGAUGGUUCGAGGUGAAUCGAUCCUGCCCCGAGCAUCCAGGCGACUAGUUAAACCUCACUAAUACAGUUUUAGUGAGAGAGAUGAAUUGGAAUCAUAACUAAUCAAUUUAUUGAGUAAUAAUGAAUCUAGUGAUAUAAUAUAUAUUCAGCAAAUAAUAAUAAAUAGAAAUUAGUUGUAAAUUCUUUUUUAUACUGUGACGUAAAAAUAGGUGAACAUAAUAACAUAAACUUUAAAUUAUAUAUAUAAAUAAAAAAAAAAACAUAAGCAAGUAAAUGAAAAAAAACGAAGAAAUGGUGAAAAAACUAAAAAAAAAAUGCAAAAAUAAGAUAUAUAUAUAUAUAUUGUAUGUUCGUAUAUUCUGUGUGUCUUAUCGUUUAUGAAUAUGAAUAUGCAAUAGUUUUGUUGUGAUUUAAAUUGUAUUGUAUAUAUAUUAUAUGAGGUGAAGUCGGGAUGUGUUAAGAGGGUAUACGGGCAUACAUGUGGCCCACGGUCAUAACCGUAAUAACAGUAAUAUUAAAAAAUAGAAGGUACCAACGCAGCAGCAACUCAACCGAACUCAAAUCAACUCAACACAACUACAAAGCAGCAGUAUACGAUGCACGGUAACUGCAAAGCCAUGUUUCGCACCGUUAAACCUUAAAUACAAAUGAAACACCAAUAACUGCAGCAACAAUAACAACGAUAAUAUAUGAUGGCAAGUAACGAACGUUGAAGGCGAAUGUAAAAGGACUCAAAACAAAAAAAAAAGGUGCUGUACACUGCAGCCCAGUGUGCGUUAGUUAUUUAAUUGUGAUCGUCUAUAUAAGUUUUGUAUAUGAUUUUUGCUCAUUUCAUGUUGACUGUUUUUGAUUUGGCUUAAAUUGUAAACACUUUCAUACAAGCAAACAAGCAAAAAAAAAGAAAAUAACAAAAAAAAUUAACACUAAAGCAAAAACAAAACAAAAAAUAGUUUUUUAGUAUAGGAAAUGUUGUGAAUUGUAAUUGAGAAGUAAAAGAAAUGUUUAUGUUGAGCCAAUAACUCCCCGCCGCGAUGAGAAAUCACCAUCAUCAAUAAAGCAAAACAAAAAAAUUAAACACAAAUCAAGAAAUUUACAAAUGUACAGGAAUGUACAUAUGCUUGUAUGUAUGUAUGUGAGGCAAGUGCAGAUACUGAAUAUCACCACGUCAACCGGUUUGGGGAGGUGGAUGCAAGCGCGUAGCAUACAUGGACGAGUUGUUACUUGGACCCAGUACACUUUACUCAAAUGUCAAUAUCAUUUCAUAAAUAAAUAAAUUUGAUAAUAUAUAUAUACAUACAUAUAUAUAUACACAUAUACAUAUGUAUAUUGGAUAAAAACUAAAAUCAACAAUUAAAUUUAAGCGAUUGUGGUAUAAUUCUAUGGAUGAUGGUUAAAAAUUAAGUUUAACUGAAUAUACAAGCAUACAUACAUAUAAACAACUAUAUUUACAUAUAUACAUAGCUAUGUAAUUUAGGUUUAGGCUCGAAAAAUUGUGGUCAUCAAAUGUCCAACAAAUAAAGCAAGAAACAAACAACAAGUAAACGCAUGUAAAUUGAAAAUGAAAACAAUAACUACAACACUAAAUGAAACACACACAUACACAAAAAUACACAUCACAAAUGUUAGAAACAAAACAAUAAACAGCAAAUAGAGAAGAAAGUAACGAAAUAACCAUUAAAGCAAAUAUUGCAACGCAUUUCACCGUAGUUGAAUACAACAACACAUAACGUAAAGUAGAAAAAGAAUCAAAAAUAGUGCGCUAAAAAACAAAAAAAAAAAAAUAUUAAUAACAAAGAAUAGUAACAGCAAAACGGAUGUGUGAGUAAGAGCAACAGAAGGUGGAAGUGAAUGAAAACAAAGAAACGAAGCGUACGUGAAAAUCUUGUCAAGCAUAUACCAAAUCAAUAUUAAGCGUAGCCGUUAAAAUUGUACAUACUUACAUAUUAUAUAGAUCAUAACGCAUACAUACACAAAAAUACAAAAAUACAUACAAAUUUAUAUACACGAAAGCGCGUACGCGCACAUUAGCGGUACAUUAAGUAAACAAAACAACAACAAAUUUAAAUUUAGUAGCAAUAAAAGAAAUUUAAAUUUUGAAAAUACAAAAAAAAAUUUUUUGAAUUGCUAAUGUAAUUAAAAAACAAAUUACACUCGGCCGAAGAAAUUCGAAAUUCAAUAAGGGCAUUGAAAAGCAAAAACAAAAGCAUUAAUGUAACACUCUUUAUGUGCUUGUACGUUGCUGUAUGUAAAAUGUAUUUGUAUUUGUUUUUUACCAAUCAGAAUUGUUGCUAUAAAUAAUAAAAAAAGAAAUAAAUAAAAAUUCUAGGAAGCGAAACGUAAAGGUGUUGAACUAAAAAACAGUUAUAGUAACUCUAUAUUUGAAUUUCUGUUUUCUUGUUUACCGUUUCAAUUUGUUUCCCAAUUUUGUUGUAUUUGUUUUGUUUUAUGUUUGGUUCAAUCUAUAUAUAAAAGAAUUUUUUAUACAAAUAUAUGUAUAACCGAUUUCUGAAUAUUGAAGCAACAAUAAGAUAAUUAUUUAAGUAAAUCGAUUAAGCGUUUUAACGUAUACAAAAUUUGUUUUUAUUUCGCGAAACUUAUCACCGAACAACUUAACGUAAUUCACUCGAAAAAGUGUUGCAAGUAGAAUGAGUAAGUAACUCCAUAAGGAAUAGGCGUUCUUUGCUGAGGUUCCCCACACACUACGUGAGGAGUUACGGAAAGGGGAAAGGAUCAUUUACCGAAAAAACCUCUUGAAACGUUUGAUACAAAACGAUUCAAGAAACUUGUUCUGCUUCCCAGGAAUAACUUAACACAGUUAGUGAGAUUUUAUACAGCUGACUGCAGGCUAAGGUAAUCUGGACAGCUUGGGUUACUAGUCUACGGAUCUGUGACCAAAGAGAGAGACAUCAGAGCACAUUUCCUUGAAGCAUACAGGCCUCCCUAAUUUUACAUCCUGUAAUAUUACUUUGUCCUUUUCCCAGGAGGUGCUGGCUAGCGACUUGAGGAUUUUGUUGCGACCCUGUACUUUGGCAUUAAUCGCGAUCGUAUGUGAAUUUCAACGCCAUCGACUGUGAUAUUAAGAAACAGUCUGCACUCCUUUAUCCAGCGCUAUGCAUUUAGUGGGGGAGAGUGUCAGGCUCCUUUCAGAAAAGAAGCGAGAAAGAUCGGUGAGAUAGCUGUUUACUUUCGAAUAUAUGCCAUCGAUUCCGUUGCCUGACGUCAGUAUUGUACAAUCAUCUGCUUAUGAAGGAGUUUAAAUAGUAGCGGGGGGCGGACAUCACCCUGCGGAACCCUCAGUAUAAUUCUUUUUAAAUUAAAAUUUUGAUUUAGAUUUAGUGCGGAUGGUUGCCGACCACUCAGAUAGUUCAUGAAAACUUGACAAUCCCCUGACCUUCCAAGCGGAAAUUUUGUAGAGAGCGGUUAAAAAUAUUCGAUUGGCUUGAAGAAAACGAAGGGUGUGAAUGUAGCUAAAUUUAGUUGACCUCUUAGUUUUAUUUGUAUGUUAUGUACAUUUUCCAAAUGUGAUGUGUAAUCAAAUGAGCAGUUAAAUAUAUAUUUUUUCCCAGCAUUGUAAAUUAAAUUCUAUAGACAUUUAUUAUAAUGAAACAAAAAAUAAAAGUAUUAAUUUAGUGCUUCAAAUAUAUUUAAUUGCACAAAAUUUAUGUCUAAUAACUCUUUACAUUCAGAUUCACACCCUAAUAAACCAACAUAUGAGCUAACAAGUAUUAAACAAAACAUUACUACUAGUCACUCUGUACUUCGGAUAAUUUACUUAAAAAAUUAUCUUCUACAACACCCUGCUAUAAUUUUAUAGCCAGAUAUUUCAAAGCACUUUAUUUAUUAGAAACAUAGUAAAUGUGGCAUACAAUUAAAACAUUAUUUUAUUGAAACUUUUUGCAAUUUGACAAGCAUUAAUUUAAGUAAAAAUAAAUUUCUAAAGAACAAGACAUAUUGCAAGUUAAGAGAAUUUUUUUAGUAGGAGUGCUGGCAACACCAUAUGUAUGCGAAAUCCACCAAUUGGAAUUGGAAAAACAAAUGUUCCGAGGCGGUCAGUCUUCUGUCAAAUUUCUUAUUAGUCAGUAGUCGGUUGUUGAUUUUUCCUUGGCGGUGCAGCUCCACCAGUCGUAAACAGAAUUUCCACCAAAACAUAGCGUGUGGUCAAAGUAGAUAGCUCCCAGAAUAGAAAGAGCAUCCAUCGCGUAAAGUUUUUAGUAUAAUUUACAUAAAAAUCACGUACCAAUUGCGCUUUUCCGUAAGUGAACAAGUGAAAUUUCACUUUGCAUGUGGUGGGUGAAGAAGCGCCCCGCGUGAGUGUGUGUAUGUGCAACAAAUUUCGAGUGCAUCAUAUUUAGCAAAUAAAGGAAAUUUAAGUGCAAUUUUGUUUUUUUUUUAUACGGUUUUUAGUGAUUUGUUUUGAGUUUUUGGUGUGUUUAUGGGGUUUCAUAUUAAAUUGUUGCGUCGGGCAAUUGGAAAUUGAAACCAAAACAAUCCCCCCCGCAGGUGGCGGUGGGUAGCCACAAAUGAUAGAUGAUUUUCGGUGUGGGCGAUUUGCAGGUUGUGCAUUCAAGGUGCCGGCGCAAAACAGUGUUUUUGCAGCGUGUGUCACAUCUUUUAGGAGGCGUACCUAACAGAUUGUUUGAAGAAUUUCGAGAAGAGAUAUGCAAAUAAUUUGAGUCAUGAUGGAAAAUAUUACUGAAAGUUGGACCUAUUAUAUGUACGUGCUGCUGACACUGGUUCCAGUCUAUUUGGCAUUUCAAUUAAUUAAGUUUUUCGGCUGGGAAUUGUUUGUCAACAACUGACACAAACUAUAUAUAUAACAAAAACAACUAUAACAAUAACAAAUAUAACGAACAAAAUAAAGUGUUUUCUAACAUAGCAGUACCAAGUUGCUAGUGGUAGCUGAUAAAGCACAAAUAAGCUCCGGACUAACCAAAAAAUAAAUGAAUGACUCUUAUAACACCUUGAGGAUAAUACAAGCAACGGUGAAUAGGUGAGGAUCGAGUAAUAGCUCACCAUCAGCAAUAAAAAUAAUAAAUAUAGCAUAGUCAAUGUCUUGCGCUCAACCAACGCAGUGAGUACAAGAAACGCUGGCAGCCAGCGUGGCAUAAAGAAAGCGAAGUCUAAACAAAAAACAAAAGCAACAAGAACAACAAAAAACUCUAAUAUCAUCUACGUGAAAAAGGUGUGUGUAGAAUCCCGUUAGCAGUGCAAGUGCCAAAGUGUAAACCGGUUGUUGUUUGUGUUAUUUGUGUGGGGGAGAGUGUGCGAAGAAUUAUUCAGCACACAGUAAGCACGCGAGGAAGUCGCUCCUCGUCGUCGUCGUCGCCAAAGUAACGUUACUGCUGUGGCCCAGCUAAGUGGUGAAAGAAUAUCCACUGGCACCUACAUAAGCAACCGAGCAAGCACAAGCGCGUCUUGGCAGUUAGCAGUUGGUCCAAGUACCAGUCAGUACUCAGCUACACACAUACAUACAUACUUACACACGUGCAAACACACGAGCGGCAGGGGCAGCGGGACAGUAAUUUCCUUAGCCAGCUUUUUUACAUUCUUACACACACACACACGCACGUACAUACGUGCAGCGUCAUCUUCGUUUGUGGCCGCAGUGCAUGCAAUUCUAACCACACAUAGCUGUAUAUGUAAAUGUGUGUGUGUUUGCGAUUUUUGCUCAUUGCUAUGCGCCCGCGUUUGGCAUACAAAUGAAGAAAUAUGAGUGCGCGUUUUUAAACUGAAAACGUUGUUGAGCCGCACAGCAGUAACAGCAACAGUAACAACAACAACAACGUCAAUAAUAACAAAAGCAAAAAGCUGCGACAGUGUAAGACAUGCACAGUGGGUGCUAAGAGUAUACUAACAAUAAGAAGUAGCAAAAUUCCAACAACAACUUCAAGGAAAGUCAAUUCAAGCACCAUAAAGCCAGCCCAAACCAGCGCUACGUCACUCGCCCGCGCGCUCAAGUCAUCAGUGACGUCGUUAACAGCAUUGUCGCCGUUGUUGUUCUCAUACUUAUACUACAUACAGUCGCUGUGUUAUCCACGUCCUCUGUAUCAGCCAGCUUCUAUGUUUUCGUCUUCGUCCUCAACUUCGUGACCGUCGUCAUCAUCGUUAUCCGGUUUGCACUCGCCACUGCGUCCGUUAGUAUAUAUUACAGUUAGAGUGUAGUGUGUGCGCCGCAGGAGCUGAAGCGUUCCAAUAUUAGAGCUAUAAGCAAACGUAGAAAUCAAAUCUCGUGUAGCUUUAAAUGAAAUAUUAAUAUUUGUCAUCAUUCGUUUGGCGAGUUAAGUUGGCUGCGGAACGUUUUUCCGCCAAAGUCAACGCGCCGCAGUGGGUGACUCGCCAGAGUUGACUUGCAAGUCAAAAAUAUUUAGAAGCAAAAAGUCAAAAAAAAUAAAGCAAGACAGCACGAAGGAGCACAAAACACACCAUAUUACAAGCAUACCCACUCAGCGACAAGCAUUUAAACGCACAACCUUAAAAGUAGAAAAUAAAAACGCGAAAAAGCAAAAUUUUCAAAGGCAAAAAGAGCCGACACUUCACAGCUUACGAGUAGUUGUCGUCAUCGUCGUCGCAGUGGUUCAACAGUUCCACUAUUUUUUGAGCUUUGCAGCAAUUUCAGCGUCGCUGCACACUUCAAAUUCAUAACUUUGUAAAUACACACACAUACACACAAAUAUAUGUACAUAAAUACAUAUUGUACAUUAACUGGUGUAUGUAGGUACAUAAAUAGAUUUGUAACAUAUCCGUCGUUGGCGUAAGAAGUGCACGUUGCAGUGACAGUUACAGUUAUAGUGUUUAAGUAGUGUGUAACAUAUAUAUAAGUAAGCAACAAUAACAAAAACUAUAGCAACAAACAACAACGUUCCUGUGCCUGUGUAUGUGCUUCAACUUGUACGCUUAGCAUAUACAUACAUAUAAUUGCUUGUGUGCGUGUGUUGUUGCUGUUCAUCCUCCCGCUUUCUCUCUCACAGCGCGUUCGUGUGUGUUUAAAGGAUAAUAAUUUUCCUCAAAAUGCGUCUGCAAUAUCGCAAUAAGAAAGCGACGCUAUGGCUGAUGGUCACCAUCGUUGUUGUCACCAUGUUCCUCUUCAAAUUCACCGAAUUCGCGCCAACGUGUUUCUUCAAGAACGACGUUACGUCGCCGGAUGGAUCGCUGAUGGUGCGCGAAGAGAAAUAUGUGAUGGGUGAAGAUCAAAAGACUUAUUCAUAUGGACGCGAAAUGCCGCUAAUAUUUAUUGGCGGUGUGCCCAGAUCGGGGACAACGCUGAUGCGCGCCAUGUUGGAUGCACAUCCGGAUGUAAGAUGUGGCCAGGAGACACGUGUCAUACCACGUAUACUGCAAUUACGCUCGCAUUGGAUGAAAUCGGAGAAGGAAUCGAUGCGACUGAUGGAGGCGGGCAUCACCAAAGAGGUGAUGAACGGUGCAAUAGCGCAAUUUUGUCUCGAAAUCAUCGCUAAACAUGGCGAACCAGCGCCUCGUCUAUGCAAUAAGGAUCCGCUGACGCUAAAGAUGGGCUCCUACGUGAUAGAACUAUUUCCAAAUGCGAAGUUCCUGUUUAUGGUAAGGGAUGGGCGCGCCACAGUGCAUUCAAUCAUCUCGCGCCAUGUGACGAUAACCGGCUUCGAUUUGACCAGCUACCGGCAGUGUAUGCGGAAGUGGAACUUCGCCAUCGAAGUGAUGCACAACCAAUGCAAGGAGAUCGGCAAGGAGCGCUGCAUGAUGGUCUACUAUGAACAGUUGGUUCUGCAUCCCGAAGAGUGGAUGCGGAAAAUAUUGAAAUUUCUGGAUGUUCCAUGGAAUGAUGCGGUUUUGCAUCAUGAGGAGUUCAUAAAUAAGCCAAAUGGUGUGCCGCUCUCAAAAGUUGAGCGCUCUUCGGAUCAGGUUAUCAAACCGGUGAAUUUGGAAGCACUCUCUAAAUGGGUAGGCAAUAUACCCGAAAAUGUGGUACGUGAUAUGGCCGACAUUGCGCCCAUGCUAUCGGUGCUCGGUUAUGAUCCUUACGCGAAUCCACCGGAUUAUGGUAAGCCAGAUGCUUGGGUACAGGAUAAUACUUUUAAGGUAAAGGCCAACCAGCAACUAUGGGAAAAUAAAGCGAGAAACGAGCUGCAUCUGGUCGAGCAUCAAAUACCCAAGGAGCCCAAAUCGCAGGAGGUGGACGAUAGAAACAACAACAACAACAUCAACAGUCAACGACGACGCUACAUAAGCACGAACAGUAACAACAACAACAACAACAAUGAGAAUAAUAACAGAAAUGAUAAUACCAACCAAGCGGUAAUGGACUAUGAGGAUGACAACACUUACACCAACACUAAUACCAACAACAAUAUUAAUAGAAAUGACAACCCAUCGCCGCAGCGGCACGAUGGCAACCUUGUGUGGGUGAAGCCGUUGAACAACGGCAAAAGUAUGAAUGCGCAGCGAGCGGCGAAAGGCGCGCAUCACAACAACAACAAUGUCAACACAGACACAGAUACCGACACAGAUACAGACACAGAUACCGACACAGACACAGAUACAGGCACAGGCACAGACACAGACACAAAUGCAGAUACACGCACAUGAUAUCAGCCAUUUGGCGACAUCGCACAGCCUUCCCAAAAACAACAACAGCAAAACCAACAACAACAAAACAAGCCGCAGCAGCAGCAGCAACAGUACCACCGACAACGGAUAGUGCUGCCACGUCGUUCGAGUUAUCGGCGUCGUUUGCGUCGCAAUCAUUGAACAGGCUUUUGAAAGAGCACACAAAUCCGCUGUGACACACACUAAAACAUCCACACACACACACAUAUAUAUUUAUAUAUAUUCCAAUAGACCUAAAAAGUUAUAUAUAUACACACAUACCUACACUUUUAAAAUUGUAACUCGCAUUGAACUAAGCUGAAUGGCGCUGAACUAAAAUGAACUGAAGUGCACUGAGGUGUUGAUCCGCGGCCAACGCAGUCGCAUUCACUCUGACAAUGACAAUGACUACGGUGACAAUCCCAUUGAGUGGAAAGUGGAAAACGCGCAGCGGAAGCAGAAGUCCACGACGACUACGACGACGGCAGUUUACAAUAAGUGAGAAAUAAACGCAACUUUCAAUUGAAUGGUUUGCUGCCAUAAUAGCUGCGGAAUGACAGCAGAAAGCAGAAAAAAAUCAAACACUACAAAAAAACACAAACAAAAAUUAUAAAAAAAAGCAGAAAAAGAAGUAAUUAUAAAAUGUAAACGUGUGCUGUAUGAAAGAAUGGCGAAAAAGUGUUGUGAAGUGUGGAAGACGUGCAUAAAAACAAAUUAAUUUAAAACAAGAUGCCAAAGUGAAAUUCCACUUUGUGCGUCUGUGUGUGUGUGUGCGUUUGUUUUUGUUGUUUUCCAUUGUACUGAAAAGGGUGGCUUAGCAAAAUGUAGCGGAAAUGUUAACGUAACUGUUGUGAAAGGGAUUAGCUGUGACGGCGGCACGAAUUUUAAUUGACCAACCUGCGUUGAAAUGCCCAACUAACUAACUGUUUAUAUACAUAAGUAACUGUAGAGGCGACAAACCGACCGACUAACAAACAAACCUACCAAUAAAUAUAAAAUAAGUAGCCAACUUUUAAA
Messenger RNA from Bactrocera oleae (olive fruit fly), 15034 nucleotides. Lineage: Eukaryota; Metazoa; Arthropoda; Insecta; Diptera; Tephritidae. The record is from RefSeq and is a predicted model, not a curated record.